This is a messenger RNA of Impatiens glandulifera, 402 nucleotides long. Its product is annotated as putative F-box protein At2g02030. Lineage: Eukaryota; Viridiplantae; Streptophyta; Magnoliopsida; Ericales; Balsaminaceae. The coding region runs from base 1 to 402 and encodes 133 amino acids. Gene Ontology annotation, molecular function: protein binding. The transcript has a single exon. The record is from RefSeq and is a predicted model, not a curated record.
AUGUUGCAAUUGCCAAAUGAGAUUCUAGAAGAGAUUCUGUGUAGAUUGUCUGUUAAGUGUCUGCUCCGUUUUAGAUGUGUAUCUAAAUCAUGGUUUGCCGUAAUCAGUAGCCCCAAUUUUGUCAAAUUGCAUCUGAACCGAUCAGUCCAAACCAAGAGAAAUCUUAGGCUCAUCCGACAGAACAAAUUUGAUCUCUUUCGUGAGGAUUUGAUUCCCUCCCUGCGAUGUUCUUCAACAGGUGUUUUCGAUUCCAUUCCAUUGACGUUUCGAAAUUAUGGACUUGUGCCUAAAUGUUCCUGUGAUGGCUUGAUUUGCAUGGCCAAACGCGGUCGCAUUCAAUAUAUUAGUUUUUGGAAUCCUUCGACCAUAAGGCAUUAUGUACCUGCAACCUUGUUUUGGUGA